AUGACAAAUGAUCAGAUACAAGAUAAAUCACCUAGUAAUGAUACAAUCACUCAACAUAUCAAUUUGAACAAGGGCAUCUCUAUAAAGGAACUAGAGGAGAAUCACAAAGCAAGGAAAAUCCUUGAAGUUCCUGGGAAAGAAAAAGGGAAAGUUGAGGAGGAAACUUAUAAAGAGAACAAAAAUCAAAAUACUGAGAAUGUUGAAGAUUCUAACAAACAUGGAAAUACUCAAGACAAGAGAGGAGAUGCUCAAGACCAUAACAAUGAAAAGAAUACAAGUUUAGGACAAGAUCAAGAUAGUGAAGGGGUUUACAUUAGUAGACAAGUCCAACCUGACUCAUCUAGUGGAGGAGAAAAAGAAGAGGAUGAGGAGGAAUAUAACAGUUCUGAGGAUCAAGACUAUGAAGAGAAAAGGAGUUCUGAACAUAUUGAUGAUUAUGCUAGACUUAACAGUGAAAACUUCAAUGAUGACGACCAAAACAACAACCAGGACAUAGUAAACUUAGCUAGCGAUAAGCAUGAUAUUGUUUAG
Lycium barbarum (goji berry) is the source of this 531-nucleotide messenger RNA. Its product is annotated as DNA polymerase II subunit B4-like. Bases 1 to 531 code for a protein of 176 amino acids. The transcript is spliced from 3 exons. The record is from RefSeq and is a predicted model, not a curated record. Lineage: Eukaryota; Viridiplantae; Streptophyta; Magnoliopsida; Solanales; Solanaceae.